Kazachstania africana CBS 2517 is the source of this 909-nucleotide messenger RNA. RefSeq names its product Fe(2+) transporter (gene MRS4). The record is from RefSeq and is a predicted model, not a curated record. The coding region runs from base 1 to 909 and encodes 302 amino acids. NCBI's taxonomy places the organism in Eukaryota, Fungi, Ascomycota, Saccharomycetes, Saccharomycetales, Saccharomycetaceae. The transcript has a single exon. Gene Ontology annotation, biological process: iron import into the mitochondrion. Gene Ontology annotation, cellular component: mitochondrial membrane. Gene Ontology annotation, molecular function: ferrous iron transmembrane transporter activity.
AUGUCAUCAUCUUCCGGAGAAAUCGACUACGAGGCUCUUCCCUCCAGUUCACCUCUAUCGCACCAGUUACUAGCGGGUGCAUUCGCUGGUAUCAUGGAACAUUCCGUUCUGUUCCCUGUAGAUGCUAUAAAGACCCGCAUCCAGUGUGCUACUCUAAAUACUGCCGGAUCUUCCAGUUUGCUACUACAAUUAUCUCGUAUAUCCGCCUUGGAAGGCUCUCUAGCCUUAUGGAAAGGUGUCCAGUCUGUGAUAUUGGGAGCAGGCCCCGCACAUGCUGUCUACUUCGCUACUUACGAGUUCACUAAAUCACAUCUCAUAAGGCCUGAAGAUAUACAGACGCACCAACCUUUCAAAACUGCUAUAAGUGGUGCCACAGCUACAAUUAUGGCAGAUGCAUUAAUGAAUCCAUUCGAUACUAUUAAACAACGAAUGCAAUUGAAAAGUUCAAAUCUCUCUGUAUGGGACAUAUCGAAGUCAAUUUAUCAAAAGGAAGGUCUAAAGGCUUUUUAUUAUUCAUACCCUACCACAUUAUUAAUGAAUAUCCCAUUUGCUGCAUGUAAUUUCACUAUCUAUGAGUCUGCUACAAAAUAUUUGAAUCCUUCAGACACCUAUAAUCCAUUUGUACAUUGUACUGCUGGUGGUAUUAGUGGUGCUGCAUGUGCCGCUUUGACAACUCCAUUAGACUGUAUAAAGACCGUCUUACAAACUAGAGGCAGUAAAGAUAUAUCCUCCGAUAUAAUGAGAAGGGCGGACACUUUCAUUAAGGCAUGUGAUGCAAUUUAUAGUACUCUGGGUUGGAAGGGUUUUUGGAGAGGUCUAAAACCAAGAGUUAUCGCUAAUAUGCCAGCUACCGCUAUCUCCUGGACAGCAUAUGAAUGUGCAAAGCAUUUUCUUGUAGAAAUUCACUGA